AUGCCACAUGCCACUCAUGCUGAGCUGAAAAGACCAUCUCAGCCCAGCCCAUUAGCUGCAGGAAGAAAAAGUCCCCUACCGCUGCAUACCAUCCUCCCUCUUCCAAUUAAGGUAUCCAUACACCUGGCCGACGAAAAACCUUUCGAAACCAACGCUGUGCAAGCACAGAUUUACGACGACGACGUCGGUUGGGUUGUCCUCACCGGCCACGAUGCGAGCGGCCGACCAACUAGGACAACGGCUCAGAAAGUGCUGGAGUUGGGUGCCGAGAAUGUUGACAGGAUUCGGCGUGCGAAGUAUUGA
Messenger RNA from Prunus armeniaca (apricot), 303 nucleotides. Lineage: Eukaryota; Viridiplantae; Streptophyta; Magnoliopsida; Rosales; Rosaceae. The record is from the annotation of a GenBank genome assembly.